AAUCGGGGCGUUCCGGUCGCUUCUCCCCGCUGUCCGGCGAACGGCCGGGGAGCGUCGUGUGGUACCCGGAGGAGGAGGGAGGACGGGCUGUUGAGGGGCUGUCUGAGCGCCUUUUGGCUCUGUCCCCAGGCAGCGGCGGUCGCCGCGGGGUCCAUGAGGCCCGGGCUCUCGGCUCGCCCCGGCUCCGGCAGCGCCCUGGUGCGGCGGCGGUGAGAUGGGGGGCAACCUGGGCUGCCACCGCUCCAUCCCCCGGGACCCUGCCGACCUGUGCCACAGCCGCAAGUUCAGCGCGGCGUGCAACUUCAGCAACAUCCUUGUCAACCAGGAGAGGCUCAACAUCAACACGGCCACCGAGGAGGAGCUGAUGACUCUGCCCGGGGUCACCCGAGUGGUGGCCCAGAACAUCGUGGAGUACCGCGAGUACAUCGGUGGCUUCAAGAAGGUGGAGGACUUGGCGCUGGUGAGCGGGGUGGGGGCGGCCAAGCUGGAGCAGGUGAAGUUCGAGAUCUGCGUGAGCAGUAAGGGCAGCUCGGCGCAGCAUUCGCCCAGCUCCCUGCGGAAGGACCCGGCCUCCGAGCACCACCUGUCCGCCACCAAGAUCAACAUCAACACCGCCACGCCGGCGCAGCUCAUGAGCAUCCGCGGCGUCACCGAGAAGAUCGCCAACAGCAUCGUGGACUACCGCAAGGAGCACGGGCCCUUCAAAAGUAUCGAGGACCUGGUGAGGAUGAACUGCAUCAAUUCCUCUUUCCUAGACAAAAUCCGGCAUCAGAUUUUUGCAGAGAGGUCCCGACCCCCUUCAACGAACACCAACGGCGGCCUCAACUUCACAGCCAAGCCUCAUCCCAGCCCCACUUCUCUCAGCCUCCAGAGUGAGGACUUGGAUUUUCCCCCUGGGGGCCCAACCCAGAUCAUCUCCACUCGCCCCUCUGUGGAGAUGUUCGGGGGGCUGAGGGAUGGCAGACCGGUGCUGAGGGUGGCUACGUGGAACCUGCAGAGCUGCUCCAUUGAGAAAGCCAACAACCCAGGUGUGCGGGAGGUCAUCUGCAUGACGCUGCUGGAGAACAGUAUCAAGCUUUUGGCUGUGCAGGAGCUGCUUGAUAGAGAAGCACUGGAAAAGUUUUGUAUGGAGCUGAACCAGCCGACGCUGCCAAACAUCCGCAAGUGGAAGGGCCCUAGAGGAUGUUGGAAGGGUGUUGUUUCCGAAAAGCCCUCAGGCCAGCUACCUAAGGGAGUCGAAUAUUCUGGUUUUCUCUGGGAUACAACAGCUGGCAUUGAGCUCAAAGACGCUUCUUUUCAGGAGAAUGUACAGACUAAUGGCAAUGGGAGACACUCAUAUCCUCACCCAUAUAUUGCACAUUUCAAGGUUGGGAUGAAUGACCUAACGCUGGUUAACCUUCACCUGGCCUUGGCUCCUGCAGUGGGGGACAACGCAGGGAAGAACCACGACAGCCACAAACUAGCAACCUUUGCACAGACUUUGCAGGAGACUCUGAAAGGGGAAAAAGAUGUAAUCAUCCUGGGAGAUUUUAACCAGGCUCCCGACAGCAGCGACCAUGACAUUCUGAGGAAGGAGAAGUUCCAUCACUUGGUCCCUUCAAAUACGUUUACUAACAUCAGCACAAAGAACCCCCAGGGAUCGAAGUCGCUGGACAACAUGUGGAUCAGCCGGAGUUUGAAGAAGGUUUUCACAGGCCACUGGGCUGUUGUGCGAGAAGGUCUUACAAACCCGUGGAUCCCUGAUAACUGGUCCUGGGGUGGAGUAGCCUCAGACCACUGCCCUGUGCUAGCUGAAUUUUACAUGGAAAAGGACUGGAACAGGAAGGAGGUGACGCGGAAUGGAAACGGGGUGACCGUUGAGCGCGACUCGAACACUAAACAUGAACGAUGACGUGAACGGGAGGAGUCAGCCCAUAGCCCCUGUUCCAGGGGUCAGCCCAUAGCUCUGCUUGCUGGAGACUCAGCUGUGGAGCAGAAGAGCUGCUUUCCCCUCUCCUUCCUUCACCUGUCCUCCCCACGUCCAGAAAGCAUCAGCACUUGCCUCCGCUGGCUCUCGCUCUGCGCCCUUCAUGGACAGCUCUGGGUUGUCCCAGGGCAGUAGAGCAGCCCGUAACUUUUUAUAGGGAUGCGAUGGACCCAUCUCCAUGCCUGGAGAUUUGGAUGAGAACUGUACAGAAAAUAAAGUGUACUUUUAA
Molecule: messenger RNA, 2195 nt
Organism: Lagopus leucura (white-tailed ptarmigan)
Lineage: Eukaryota; Metazoa; Chordata; Aves; Galliformes; Phasianidae
Gene: EEPD1
Product: endonuclease/exonuclease/phosphatase family domain containing 1
Exons: 7
Coding region: 215-1891 (558 amino acids)
Biological process (GO): DNA repair
Cellular component (GO): plasma membrane
Molecular function (GO): DNA binding; catalytic activity
Source: RefSeq, a predicted model, not a curated record